Molecule: messenger RNA, 876 nt
Organism: Nylanderia fulva
Lineage: Eukaryota; Metazoa; Arthropoda; Insecta; Hymenoptera; Formicidae
Source: RefSeq, a predicted model, not a curated record
UGGAGAUGGCUGACAGUUUUGUACAUGUUCACGUAGGGUACAUGUGUUCGGUGUUCGAUUAUAAAUUUGUUAAAACAUAUACACAGUGUCAUUGUUAUAUUUAAUUUUUGAACAAUAUGGAAUGCAAUUUGUGUGGUGCACACUGGAAAAAGAAGAGUAAAGUUUCUUUUCAUACACUUCCAAAAAAUCCUGUUAUUCGAAAAGAAUGGCUUAAAGUAUGCAAUGUACAUAAAACAAAAAACCAUAGACAUUCAUCAAUUAGAGUAUGUUCUACACACUUUGAUGCAAGCUCCUUUUCUUGUGUUCCAACAAAAGAUAGUUAUUAUCGUGCAUCUCUCAAACCUGAUGCUGUACCAAAAUUGGGAAUAUUUAAAGAAAAAAUUGCAGUUCGAUUAGGUAAUGAGAAUAUUGAGACAUUUUGUUAUUUGGAUAAAGUUUACAAAGAAGAAUAUAUUGACGAUCUUGAUGAGAUGAAUAAUAAAAAUAACAUAAUUGAGAUUGAUGAACAAAGUAAACUGAAUGACAGAACAAAUGGAUUCACAAGAGGAUUAGAAGCGGACAAAAUCCUUGGUUCAGCUGAUGACAAUGGAGAGCUAAUGUAUUUGAUGCAAUGGAAAGGAGUGGAUGUGGUAGACAUGGUAUCUGCCAAGGAAGCCAAUGUAAACUGUCCUCAAAUUGUCAUCCGGUUUUACGAAGACAGAUUAGCUUGGCACAAAGCAAAAUUGUAUAUAAAAUAACUUUCUUGCGCUUCCUUGAGAAAAUAAGAUGGUAUCUACAUAUGUAAAUAUUUCUAAAUUAAUUUUUAUUAUAAAUCCUUAAUAAAUAUUCUUUAUGAAAUAGAGGCUAUAUAAAUAAAGUUCCUUGUAUUUUUUGUAA